This is a messenger RNA of Cololabis saira (Pacific saury), 1876 nucleotides long. RefSeq names its product APEX nuclease (apurinic/apyrimidinic endonuclease) 2 (gene apex2). Bases 47 to 1765 code for a protein of 572 amino acids. Gene Ontology annotation, molecular function: endonuclease activity; double-stranded DNA 3'-5' DNA exonuclease activity; DNA binding. The transcript has 6 exons. Gene Ontology annotation, biological process: base-excision repair. The record is from RefSeq and is a predicted model, not a curated record. Gene Ontology annotation, cellular component: nucleus. NCBI's taxonomy places the organism in Eukaryota, Metazoa, Chordata, Actinopteri, Beloniformes, Belonidae.
UCUAUGGGUUGAAGUGUUUUUUGUCUUCUAGUUUGAGUCCUGCACGAUGAAGAUCGUCACCUGGAAUAUAAACGGCAUCAGGACUUUCAAAGGCGGCAUAAAAAGCGCUCUCGACUCGCUGGGCGCAGACAUUGUCUGUGUUCAAGAGACGAAGGUGACAAGAGAUCUGCUGGACGAAAGGACUGCGAUUGUUGACGGAUACAAUUCAUAUUUCAGCUACAGCCGGGGACGCAGCGGCUAUUCAGGUGUUGCCACCUACUGUAGGGACAGCUCCACCCCGUUUGCUGCAGAGGAGGGUCUCUCAGGUCUGCUGACCAACCAUGAAGGGGCUGUCGGUUGCUACGGAGACCUCUCUGAGUUUUCAAAUGAAGAGCUGCAGCUUUUGGACAAUGAAGGGCGAGCAGUCAUCACACAACACAAAAUCAUGUGUCAGGGCGAAGAGAAAACCGUUACUGUAAUUAAUGUAUACUGUCCACGGGCUGACCCUGAAAAGCCAGAGAGAAAGCAGUUCAAACUUCACUUCUACAAGCUCCUUCAGAGUAGGGCGGAAACUAUACUGAAAGAGGGGAGCCAUGUGAUUGUUUUAGGAGAUGUGAACACGUCUCAUCGGCCAAUAGACCACUGUGACCCCAGUGACAUUGAUGAUUUUGGUGAAAACCCUGGGAGGAAAUGGCUGAACAGUUUUUUGCACAGCAGUGAACAAGAAGACGACCACAGUGAAAAGCAAUCUGAUGAAGAAUUUGAGCUUUUGAAUCCCAACCAAAAAGGAAAAUUUGUAGAUACCUUUCGGUAUUUCCACCCGACCCGUCACAACGCCUUCACGUGCUGGUCAACUCUCACUGGGGCACGGCAGACCAACUAUGGCACACGCAUCGACUAUAUCUUUGGGGACCGCCAGCUGGCCAAGGAGCAGUUUGUGGCGGCCGACAUCAUGCCGGAGAUGGAGGGCUCGGACCACUGUCCUGUGUGGGGGAAACUGAGCUGCUCUGUUCUUCCUUGCUCCAAGCCCCCGCCUCUCUGUACUCGCUACCUGCCAGAGUUUGCUGGCAAACAGCAGAAGCUCUCUCGCUUCCUUGUUAAGGUGGACCAAAAAUCAGUUCAGCCGGCCCAGAUGAAAGUCUUACCCGGAUCUCAAGAAGAGGAGGAAAGACGGGAGAAUUUAAACCCGUUUGGAGCUGAAAAAAAAACCUUGGCUCCAAACGGCAAGAAACGUUUAACAUCAGACUUUUCUGCCCCAAAGGGGAAAAAGACAAAGACAGUAAACAGCUCUUUAAAGCCUCAAGGCAACCUCCUUUCCUUCUUUAAACCAAAAGUCGGAAAUGUUAAGCAGUGUGACAAAGCGCUAGAGGAAGUUACCUCAUCACACAGUGUUCCAAAAGUAUCUCCAAAUAGUGACUUGGGUUCAGUCGGUGCCUUAAAAGCUGAAGGUACUGAGGUGAUUUAUCCCGGUUCAUCCCAGUUGUGCACCAGUAGCACCACAGUGGAAAUGGACAACCUGGUUCAGACAAAACACUUGACCCCUCGGGGGAACGGGGGACACUCGGAGGUCAAGAACGGGGCAUCAGUGUUUUGGAAGUCGGUGCUUCAGGGUCCCCCCCGGCCCCCCCGCUGUAAGGCCCACGGAGAGCCCUGCGUGCUUCGUACUGUAAAAAAAGAGGGUCCGAAUAUGGGGAAGCAGUUCUUUGUAUGUUGCCGUCCUCAGGGACAUCCUUCCAACCCUGAGGCGCGAUGCAAUUUCUUUCAUUGGGUUGAGAAGGAAAAGUGACAAGUGUUCUGUACAGGCAAGAGGUUGUUCUUGCACUUCUAAAAGGUGUUGAAGCUCUCAUCAUUUUGCAGAUUUCUGUCAUACCUUUCUCCUUUGAUAAAUAAUAAAAUA